CGGCCGCCCCGGCGGAGCCGGAGCCGUGUGUGCGUGGCCGUCGCCGCCCCACGGGCGCGCUGUGGAAGCAGCCGGGGAAUGCCUGGGCUCGGGGGCGAGGCGGCGCCGCGGGCGACAGAGCGGGACCGCCUUCCCCGGCCCUCCUCGAGCAGGUGAGGCGGGGCCCGGCGGCCGCUCGCCUCGCCGCAGGCAUGGCCGCCCCGCCGCCGCCACCGCCGCCCUCAGGAAGAAAAGCUAAAGCACCUCCUCCUCCAUCUGAACCCAAACCCACUGCUGUUUGUCCAUUUGAUGACACAGAAUCAGCCAACCUCAUCAUGGAACAGAAAGAGAAUGUAAUCGAUAAAGACAUUGAACUGUCAGUGGUCCUGCCAGGAGAUGUGAUCAAAUAUACUACAGUUAAUGGGAGGAAACCGAUGAUGGACUUGCUGAUCUUUCUCUGUGCACAGUACCGGUUAAAUCCCUCAAGUUAUACCAUAGAGUUGGUAUCAGCAGAAAAUAGCCAGAUUAAAUUCAAACCUAAUACACCAGUGGGAAUGCUUGAAGUGGAAAAGGUGAUUGUAAAGCCAAAACAAAUGGAUAAGAAGAAACCUGUUCCAGUUAUACCAGAGCAAACAGUAAGGGUAGUGAUAAACUACAAGAAGACACAGAAGACAGUAGUAAGAGUUAGUCCGCAUUCACCCCUUCAAGAACUCAUACCAAUUAUCUGUAGUAAGUGUGAGUUUGAUCCUUCACACACUGUGUUGCUGAAGAAUUACCAGUCUCAAGAAGCCCUUGAUGUGACAAAAUCUCUUAAUGACCUUGGACUAAGAGAAUUAUAUGCCAUGGAUAUCAGUCGAGCCACAUCACCAGUGGAUUUAAACUUACCAUCUUUGCAAGAUGCCUACCAAGUAUCUGAAAACUCAGAUGUUCUAAAAGAGAAAGAAAACAAAGGGUUUUUCAGCUUUUUUCAGCGAAGCAAGAAAAAAAGAGAACAAGCUGCCAGUGCCCCAGCAACUCCAUUAAUGAGCAAGCCAAGGCCAACAUUUAUCACAAGAUCCAACACUGUUAGCAAGCAGUAUGACUCAAACACUUUGCCGUCUGAAAUGCCAAAGAAGCGGAGAGCUCCUUUACCACCUAUGCCAAAUUCUCAGAGUGCCCCCCAGGAACUUGCACAAGCCCAAGCCAGACCAGCAUCUGAUACUGUGAAAUCUAACAGCCUUGAUAAGAAUGAACAGGCCCCUCCAGGAUUAGUAAGAAAAGGUUCUCUGCCACUCAGUGACACAGCUUCUGUGAGCUCUUUACGGAGGAUGAAGCGCAAAGCACCCUCACCACCCUCUAGAACACCAGAAGAUCAAAGUGAAAGCAGUAAUGAGACUGUAACAGAGUCAACAGAAUCAACCCCUACUAAAGUGGAAGAAAGAGCCACUGAAAUGCUGUCUGAAACAGGUGUAAGGACCACAGAAUACAGCCUGGAAGAAAUUGAUGAAAAGGAAGAGAUGAGUGUGCAACAGGGAGAGGAAAGUGAAAGUACGGAUACCUCUCUCAGGACAGGAGAGGUUACUGCAGCCUUCAGCUUUACUGAGGUACAAUUGGAAACUGAAAAAAAUGAUCCUGCUUCAUCAGCUCUUGUUCCUGGCACUGUUUCUGUAGACAACUCACAAAGCUUCAAGGAAGAAAAACAAGAAAAUAUGAGCACAGAUGGCAAAGAACUACAGACUAAGAUAAGCAGUGAGCAAGCUGCAUUUGAGAAAGACAGGAAGCUUAAAAUUUUGGAUCAGAAUAAAAGUCAUGAUUGCAGUGAGACAAAACUCCUUCCAACAAAUGAAGAUGGGAGAGAACAUCAGACAGCAGAAAUUAAAGCAGUAGAUUUUAGAGAAAAUAGCAAGCUUGAAGUUGACAGACUAUCAAACUGCCAGGCAUCUAAAAAUGACAUCUUUGUAAGUCAGAGCAAUUAUACUCAACUGAUUCCAGAAAAGCAAGAUCAGAAAAGAAAGCAAACCAGCAUGGACACAGUAAAAACUCAGGAUGUUGCAAUUCAGACAGGUUCAUCAGUUAGCGAUUUGGGAAGGACUACACAAAAAGAAACGAUGGUUCUUCAAGAUUGUGAAUCAUCCUCAUUCAGAGGACCGGUCCCUCAACAAAAUACAGGUACAAACAGCCCCCUUCUUCGAGUGAUGCAAGGAAUACAAACAGAUAAAGAAAUUGUAACUGAACAAAAUCUUCAGAGACAAGAUGUUACACCUGAAAAAGUAAUUCCCUUAAAAGAUGAAAUUCACAUUUGUACAAAUGGCAGUAAUGUUGCUUCACCAGAAACAGUUGCAAAAACUCCAGAUGGCUCUCCUAUAAAGGGUUACCCUCUUUAUAGACAGGACAUGAAACAUAAACCUAAACCUGCUAAUGAAAUUACAAGAGAUUACAUACCAAAAAUUGGAAUGACUACUUAUAAAAUAGUGCCUCCAAAAUCCUUAGAAAUAAUGAAGAGCUGGGAGUCAGAAGUUGCAUCAGAUUGUAAUGAUCAAGAGGUAUCUACUUCUGACAACUCUCCAAAGCACGAAGACCCCAAAGAAUUCACAAUGCAAGCUGAAAUUCCUAAUUUUCCAAAAAGCGUGGGUCAUUUACAGGCUUGUUCACAAAAUAAACCUGCAGCAGCAAAUGAUCUGCUGCACAGGGUGAACAGCAUGUCUGAACAUGGGGUGACAUCUGGAGCCAAGAUUGCUACUGAGAGCAAUCAAACAGAAACAGAGCCUUCCAAGCAGCCUAUUCCACUGAUGCUCAACGUGGAUAAUACAAAUGCUUCUUCGGAGACUCAGGACAAGUCAAAUGCAUUAAGUCCUACAGCAAAGCCUAAUUCUUUUUUUCUUCAGAUGCAACGAAGAGUUUCAAGUCAUUAUGUGACAUCGGCAAUUGCCAGAAGUACUGUUAGUGCUCCUAAUUCCAUUCCAAAUGAAGUUAAAAAUACAGAGAUUGAAAAAAGAAUCUCAUCACCUGAUGAAACUUCUUUUUCUUUACAUAAAACAAGUAGUUCCUCUCCUCCAGCAGAUGAAGAAAAAGUUGAUGAUGGGAAAAAAAUUGAAUCCUCCACUUCUCCUGUUAAAAGCAAUAAACCGUCAAGUUUUCCCCCCUGCCAGCCAGCAUCAUUGAACCUAAGAACUCUAAGAACUUUUGCAGUUCCAAAGCCAUACUCCAGUUCGAGGCCAUCCCCUUUUGCUCUUGCUGUCUCAUCAGCAGUCAAAAGGUCACAGUCAUUCAACAAGACACGUACAAUCACUAGCCAGGCACCUAGAGAGGAAGUUCCUGUUGAACUCUCAUCUGCCACUUCUGCAGCUGAAUUCUCCUCAGCUACCUCCCUGCCUCAAGUGAAAAACCCUUCCUUACACAGCAUAACUGGAGGGUCACUAAAUAAUCUAAUGGAUAAGAGAAGCAGCAAUGUGAAUAGUGAGCAAAAGAGUCAGGCACAGUCAGGUGCUUCAACUGACCACCCACCUCCUGUCACUACGAGGCAAACUGCGAUGACAGUCCAGCGCUCUGACCCAGAACAGAUCCACCAGAGCUUGCUGGCUGCAAUCCGCUCUGGAGAAGCUGCUGCCAAACUGAAAAGGGUUGGUCCUCCAUCAAACACUAUAGCGGUCAACGGAAGAGCCAAGCUUACUUAUUUGUAUUCCACAGAAGCAAAAGCUAAUCACUAGUUAUUAUACCAAAUAUUUUGCACUUUACUACUGCUUCAUAGGCCAGCUUAAUACUAACUAUAAAUUUUUGAAAGUGUAAAUGCAAGUAUAUGUUAAUAUAUUUUUGUCAAUUGGUAUAGGAAUUUCACACUGGGUCCUUUGAUGCCUUGGAAAAGAUUAUUAGAAUAUGUAAAUUAUGGUAAUAAUUUUAUCUUUAUAAAGCUGAGUAUGGUAAUAAUUUUCUCUUUAUAAAGCUGAUUAUGCUGCUAAAAACUUUUAAGAGGAGGUGUAGAUGAGCUUUGCUUAUGUUGGAAUGAGUGUCAAAAAUUGUUGACUUCAGCCUUCAAGACUGAACAAUAUGUAGCAGUAUGCUGAAUUUACAGAUUUAAAGAAAUCUAAGAAUUUUAGAUAAUUUUGAAUUGUGUAUUACUUUAACAGAUUGUAAGAAUUUAAAUCUACCACAUGCUGCCUCCAUAUUAGUUCAUUAAAUUAAUUUUGUAAUUAGUAGAAAAUUAUAUGCAAUACUUUUGUUUCUCUUAAAAAAAAAGUUUUUGUUCCUUGAGCUGAUGUAGUUGGGAUAAGUAUUUUAAUCUUAAAUCUCCUUCAAUUUUUUCCUAGUAGUAUACAAAAAAAAAAAAGACAAAUUACUGGAAAUUUUUGUACUACUUAAAUUUUUUCUUAACAGUAACACUACAUGAUGUUUCUCAUCUACUCUUUGAGCAACUGUAUAUAAUAUUUACCUAGCACUCAGAUGAACAAAACCUUUUGUGAACUAGAUAUACUUUUAAAUAGACGUCAGCAUAUAGUCACUUACGGAUAAAAUGCAAAUUUCAGUUUUGAUAAUUAAUGAAGUUUAAAAAAAAUCACUGGAAGUAUGACUAAACUUUAGACUUGUUUGUGUAAAAUAUUUUAAUCUUCGAACAGCACAAUAAUACACUUACAAACUAUUCUUGUGUCUCAGAGCCUCUAUUUACAGACUAAGCGUUAAAUACCAAAAUGGGAAUAUAUAUAUAAAGAAAAUGCUUCAUGUUAUAUUUUAUCUAUUUUGCAUUUCUUGUCAAGAUGAUACAUUUUGGGGAGAGGGCGGAAAUGUGAUCACACUCGUGAUGAAAUAGCUAGAUUAUGGAUGUAUGCAGCAAGUGCUGGGGUAUUUGCCAUAUUAAAAUAUUUUCUUGCUAUACUUGAUUUAAAUAAAACAAUUAUAUUUAGUUUCUAUUCUUUAACAAUAUAUUUAUUUUGUACUUUAAAGUCAUUGUGUAACUCAUUUUCUGAAACUGAUCUAUAUGUGCAUUUCAAAGGGUUAUUAAUGGUUUGCUGCCAGUUUUUUGUGCAAUAAUCUCAGAGAGGUCUCAUUACUUUUCUAGUACAGGCUCAAUUAUUGGUUGCUAAUAAAACUGUUAACUUAAUGCUGAAACCCUUCGAAGAACGUUUUAGUAAAUAAAAUUCAUAAAGAGAACUGAUGAGCACUUGUUCGCUGCUGUUCUCUCAUGUUUUCUCUCUUAUAACUUAGUCCCCUGUCAAGGUGUGCUGCCACUGCCUUCUCCUAGUCAAGGGCUGAUUAUAAGGUGGAACAGGGAACCCACAUGGUAGUUCAAAAGAUGUGUUUCAGGGUCUGAUUGCAAAAGAAUGCUUCAUUCCUCACUUGAAAAUGGUGAGAUAGAAGAGGUAGGUUUUUUUUUUUUCCUAACUGGGGCUUGCUUUCUAGAUUUUAUUAUGUCUUGAGCGACAGCCUGGAAAAUUGUAACUCACUCUGAGGAAUCUACUAAGUGUCUGUGUUCGUUGUGCUAUUUGAAUUUGGUUUUUCAAGCAAAAACAUGCUGAUCUGUAACUGGCACAGAGGUUGCACCGCAAAGGAGUCUCCUUGUUUAUACUUUGGGUGAGAGGGUUACAUUGGCUUUCAAACUUUUGUGUUCUCUGCUGGAGGUGACUAAAAGUUAUUUCAUACAACUGUAAUUUAAUCUCCAUCUGCAGACUAUAUAAUUUCAUUAUUUCAAUCAAAUGUGUGGAGUCUAAUUAUUCUGGUUUGGGAAAAGAUCAAAUAACCUUUCUUUGUUGUUGUUUUCUUUGGUUUUGACUACAACACUGUACUGCUGUAUAUUCCUUAGUCUCGUGUUAAAAGUAUAUUGGCCUUUGAUGUGAACUCCUGAAGGCAAAUAUAAUCUCAUGUACUAGAGAUUAAAACUAAAAACAACUUUCUUGAAUUUUAAGGUUUCUUGUCUGUGCAACUGAACUUGCUUGAUAAUUAACUUAAAUGACUACACACAACAGUACUGUGAAAUUGUUCAAUGAGAUUUUCUGUUACUAGUUGGCAGUAUUGUUUAGCAAAACCUUUUUUCCUCUUUCUUCCAACAUAUAUGUAAAACAUUUUAAAAUCUUGCCAUUAUAUAUCUGGAGACUCAUUUCUUCUGUAAUAUUCUUGUAUUAAAUUCUACCAG
Molecule: messenger RNA, 6079 nt
Organism: Cygnus atratus (black swan)
Lineage: Eukaryota; Metazoa; Chordata; Aves; Anseriformes; Anatidae
Gene: COBLL1
Product: cordon-bleu WH2 repeat protein like 1
Exons: 14
Coding region: 192-3665 (1157 amino acids)
Molecular function (GO): actin monomer binding
Source: RefSeq, a predicted model, not a curated record